This is a messenger RNA of Nicotiana attenuata, 701 nucleotides long. RefSeq names its product cycloartenol Synthase-like. The transcript is spliced from 4 exons. Gene Ontology annotation, cellular component: lipid droplet. The record is from RefSeq and is a predicted model, not a curated record. Gene Ontology annotation, molecular function: intramolecular transferase activity. Gene Ontology annotation, biological process: triterpenoid biosynthetic process. NCBI's taxonomy places the organism in Eukaryota, Viridiplantae, Streptophyta, Magnoliopsida, Solanales, Solanaceae. Bases 129 to 548 code for a protein of 139 amino acids.
UUACUUACUCUAUACUAUCAAAUGCAUUCUCGCGCUUCACCAAAUUGAUACCACCAUACUCCCCUCGCCGGCGAACUCCUCCACCGGCACCGUUGAUCUCUUUCUCCGGUGAAUUCUCGCGUCUAAGAAUGUGGAAGUUGAAGGUUGGUGAAGGAGAUAAUCCAUGGCUUCGGUCGUUGAACAAUCACGUAGGACGGCAGGUCUGGGAGUUUGAUUCGAACAUCGGGUCUGAGGAAGACCUAGCUGAGAUCGAGAAGUUUCGCGAAGAGUUUCGCAACAAUCGGUUUGAGACAAAACACAGUUCUGAUCUUCUUAUGCGUUAUCAGUUUUCAAAGGAGAACCCCUCGGGUACAAUUUUGCCCCAAGUCCAAGUUAUUGACAUUGGAGAUGUAACCGAAGAUAAUGUAGCCACCACAUUGAAAAGGGCUCUCAGUUUUUAUUCUACUCUACAAGCUCAUGAUGGUCACUGGGCAGGAGAUUAUGGAGGGCCAAUGUUUCUAAUGCCUGGCCUGAUUACCUCUUCAGUCUGGAGACGGCCCAGUGUUUGACGAAACAGAAAUCUUCUAGGUCCUACAGGAAGAGGUCGUUUAGCUCAGCACAGAGGAUAGCUUGAUAUUAGUUACUAAACGAGAAGUUUUAUUGUGUGUCUCACACAACUUACAUUAGUUGUGUGAGGCUCCUUUUUCUCUCACAAAUUUGUG